AGCAGCAGCAGCUGCUCAACAAGACAGCGCCGUUUCCGGUGUCUGACUCGCGAAAGAUGGCGGACACGUGCGGCCAAGUCUUGCUGGGAUCAGGACUCACCGUCCUGUCCCACCCGCUGAUGUACAUCAAGGUCCUGAUCCAGGUGGGCCACGAGCCGCUCCCCCCCACGCUGGGCAGGAACCUGUUCGGCAGACAAGUCCACCAGCUGCCCGGCCUGUUUGCUUACGCUAAACACAUCGUUAAGAUCGAUGGCAAAGCGGGACUGUUCAAGGGGCUGGGGCCCCGGCUGUGUGCCGGAACCAUCGGCACCAUCGUGCACAGCAAAGUCGUGCAGAAAUGUCAGGAGCAGGACACAGCUCAGGUACUGGGCAGCAAGCAGAAGGCUGCCGAGGGCUCCCUGGAGCACGUCGUUAAUGAGACCACCAGGGAGAUGAUCGCCCGGUCCUGCGCCACCAUAGUCACGCACCCGUUCCACGUGAUCACUCUGCGAUGUAUGGUCCAGUUUAUAGGGAGGGAAACAAAAUACAGCGGUGUGCUGGACUCCAUCUCCACCGUCUACCGGGAAGAAGGAGUCCUCGGAUUCUUUGCGGGUUUAGUUCCUCGUCUCUUGGCAGACAUCUUCUCUUUAUGGAUCUGUAACCUGCUGGCUCACGUCAUCAACACGUACGCCAUCGACGACUCGAUGAACUACACGGGGGAGAUGAAGAACUGCUCCCAGGCCGUGACGGGGUUCUUCGCCAGUAUGCUCACGUACCCCUUUGUGUUGGUGUCCAACCUCAUGGCUGUGAACAACUGCGGGCUGGCCGGGGGGCUGCCGCCCUACGCUGCUGUGUAUCCUACCUGGGUGGACUGCUGGAGGCAUCUAAGCAGAGAGGGCAACAUGGGCAGAGGCAACAGUUUAUUUUUCCGGAAGCUCCCAGCAGGAAAGAUGUACGCGCUCGAGCAGAAGAGAUUUUUUUAAAUCCUCAACAGAGAACUGAGCUGAAUAUAAUUGUGAUAAUAAAACCACACAAACAUACAAACAAAAAAAAAAAGAACCUCAACUUUGCCCGAUCCGGGGGCCGGAGAGUUGACCUCACUUCUUCUUUUUUUUUUUUUUUUCUAUUUUAUUUCAAAUGCAUCGACGUACUAUGAUUUCCUUUUUCUUAACAUCCUACCAUUGUAUACGAUUAGUCUUUAUUUAAUUAUUCCAGCAGGUUUGUUGAAUCAACUGAAACGUACUCGUCCUCUAACAGAAGCCGGGCGGCCUGAAGGGCCGACUGAGCCGUCAUUACCAUGACCAUAACGUGACAUGUUUCCGCCCCUCCGUGUUUUAUAUGCAUUAUCUUAGGAACAUGAGUUGAUCAUCUUCAUGGGAUGUGUUUGUUUUUUUUAAAACAGCUUCCAGUCUGCAUGUGGCCGUGUCUAAUAAUUCACAUGCUAAUGAUUAAACGGGACCCCUUGUCGUGGUAUUUUCUUGUGAGUUAGUGAAAGGCUCGCUGCUGGGGAGGGUUUAUGGGGGGGGGGAGGCAGCUGAGCCGGAGCUGAUCCGGAGCUGAAUCGAUCCGGGGCUGAUCCGGAGCUGCCCAGCUCUGCUACUCUCAGCAGCGAAGCGCUUGUAUCGGUUGAUCAUGAUUGACGCAAAUAAAAAGCUUUUGGACCGAGUCUUUGGUGUGCAGGUG
Molecule: messenger RNA, 1662 nt
Organism: Cololabis saira (Pacific saury)
Lineage: Eukaryota; Metazoa; Chordata; Actinopteri; Beloniformes; Belonidae
Gene: mtch2
Product: mitochondrial carrier homolog 2
Exons: 13
Coding region: 57-962 (301 amino acids)
Biological process (GO): positive regulation of apoptotic process
Cellular component (GO): mitochondrion; membrane
Source: RefSeq, a predicted model, not a curated record